Messenger RNA from Aspergillus melleus, 2265 nucleotides. RefSeq names its product Golgi transport complex subunit COG6 (gene cog6). Bases 1 to 2265 code for a protein of 754 amino acids. Gene Ontology annotation, cellular component: COG complex. The transcript is spliced from 2 exons. Gene Ontology annotation, biological process: intra-Golgi vesicle-mediated transport. The record is from RefSeq and is a predicted model, not a curated record. NCBI's taxonomy places the organism in Eukaryota, Fungi, Ascomycota, Eurotiomycetes, Eurotiales, Aspergillaceae.
AUGGCGAGCUAUUUCCCUCCCGGAGCUACCUCCGGCCAUGCAUCAGCUCGCACGCCUUCUCCGGCCGGCACUCCGCUCUCGCCCCCGAACCAGCGUUCCAAUGCCUUGUCUAAUCGCCUGACAAGUGUACUCUCGGCCUCGUAUGCGGACUCCGAUAUCCGCGACGCGCUGGAGACCCUCAGUCUCCGAGGGGUACAUAAUACCGCGGAAGUGAGGAGACAGCUACGGUUGGAUGUGCAGAAGGAGGUGGUUGAUAGCAAUGCGACGAUUGUGCGGGAUUUUGGGAAAGUCGCGGAGCAAUUGAAACGAAUUGGAACUGUGAUCUCGAGCCUGAAUCAGACAUGCGACGAAAUGCGCAAGCACAUUGUCCUGGCGAGACAGGACACGACGCCCGUUCUGGAGGAAGCGUCGGCGUUGAUGAACCAGAAGAAGGAAGCGGAGACAAAGCAGCAACUGCUCGAUGCAUUCGCCAAGCACUUUAUCGUGUCGGAUGAGGAGUUGAUGAUCUUGACUUCGGCGGAGGAGCCUAUCGACGACCAAUUCUUUGACGUGCUCGGGCGCGUGAAACAGGUGCACCGAGACUGUGAGGUUCUGCUGGGCGGAGAGAACCAGAGAUUAGGCCUGGAGCUGAUGGAGAAAAGCUCGAGGAACCUCAAUUCCGCUUAUCAGAAACUCUACAAGUGGAUUCAGAAGGAAUUUGGGUCUUUGAACCUCGAGGAUCCCCGCAUCAGUAGUUCAAUCCGACGAGCUCUCCGGGUGCUGGCGGAGCGACCCAGUCUGUUCCACAGCUGUUUGGAUUUCUUCGCGGAGGCGCGCGAUUACGUUCUGUCCGAUGCCUUCCACUAUGCCCUUACCGAUGCUGUGGCAGGCACCGCAGGCGACCAAAACGUGAAGCCCAUCGAGUUCUCAGCGCACGACCCUCUGAGGUACAUCGGGGACAUGCUGGCCUGGGUGCAUUCCACAACCGUGUCGGAGCGAGAAGCCUUGGAGGCCCUCUUCGUGGCGGAUGGCGAGGAGCUCGCCCGGGGUAUCCAGGCUGGACUGAGCAGUGAGCCAUGGUCUCGUAUCGACGAAAACGAGGAAGUCACAUUCGACGGACACAAGGCUCUCAGCGAUCUCGUCAACCGGGACCUCAUUGGCGUUUCACGGUCCUUGCGGCAGCGCGUCGAGCUGGUUAUUCAAGGCCACGACGACCCCGUCACUUGCUACAAGGUCGUGAACCUGCUGUCCUUCUACCGGGCGACAUUCUCAAAGCUCCUAGGCCCCAACUCCAACCUGGCAGAGCUGCUCGAGACUCUGGAAAAGUUCACACUCAGCCACUUCGAGCAUCUCAUGCACGAGGGAGUCAACCAACUCUCAACCGACCACACUGCGCUGGCACCUCCGGAUGAUCUCUCCACACCUCAAUUCCUUCUGGACGCCCUUGAGGCCCUGACCUCCCUCAUGAAAACCCACGAAGCCUCGAUCGGCGCCGCCGACGACAAUUCUACCUCGCCCUCUGACAAUCGCUUCACCCCCGUCCUCCGCGCCGCUCUCGACCCAUUCCUCGACCUGGCCAAAUCAUCCGCCAACGACCUCCCAGACCCUACCAGCCGCGCCAUCUACCUAACCAACAUCCAUCUGACCACCCGCUCCACCAUCUCCGAAUACCCAUUCGCCAGCCCCACGCACCUCACCCCCCUCUCCGCAACCCUCUCCACCCUCCGCAUGGAUCUCCUCGAAAUCCAACACCGCUACCUCCUGCACACCUCAGGUCUCCAAGUCCUAUUGAACGCCCUGGAGCCAUUCUCGCCCUCUUCUUCAUCUGCUACUGCUUCCGCACCAACCACGAAAUCCGAACACCCAGAUCCACCUCCCAACAUCGCCGACAUCGCAUCCCUCCCUGCCUUCCAGCCCGAAGCCCUCGUCGCUAUCAGCCAGCAACUCGACGAUUUCUUGCCGUCCGCGCUCAUGGACGCGACCGAUCACCUGAAGUAUGUGCGCAGCGCGACGUUCGUGAAGAGCGUCACCGAGGAAGCGGUGGAGGCGUUCUGUCGGGAUUUUGAGUUCGUAGAGGGCAUGAUCAUCGGGGCGGAUGAGGCUGUUGGGAAGAUUGAUGUUGUGAGAGCUGAUGGUGGUGGUGAAAAGCAAGAGGAUGAUGGGAAGGAGGGUGUGGAUGGGGAGAAGAAGGAUACUGAGGAGGGGGAUGAUGAGAUUGAGGAAGAAGGCGGGUUGAGGAGACUUUUCCCCAGGACGACGGGGGAGAUAAGGGUUUUGUUGAGUUGA